AUGGGUGUUCACCAAACUCUGCUGUUAAUCACCGAUGGAGAGACAGAAGAAGAUGUUGAAGCUGUUGCCGAUGAUCUCAGAAACAGUAAAAUAGACGUGUUUGUGAUUGGAGUGGGUAGACUCCAGACUGAUCAACUCCUCAAGAUUGCAGGCAGUAAAGAUAGGUUCUUACCCAUUAACGCAUAUGAAGAACUUACAAAGACGUUGAAGAGGGUGGUUGGGACCGUCUGCUCAAGAUCCGAUGACCCAGACCCUAACCCAGACCCUAACCCAGACCCUAACCCAGACCCAGGAUGUCAUGUGGACAUUGCUGUUGGAUUUGAUAUCACCAGAAUGCCAAACCACCCUCUCUUCAGUGGACAGGUCCAGUUAAAGCAGCGGCUGCCCAAGAUAAUCAGCAAAAUUGCGUCUCUGGAUAACAUAUGCUGCGUUCCUAAUAGCAUCAUUAAGCCAAAGUUCGCCUUCAGUUUAGUCGAUAAAGAGGGAAGAGAGCUGGACUACUUUCCCUUUGAGGAGUACAGCUCAGGGGUGGUGGGAAAAGUGCUGGUCAUUUUCUCAGAUGGUCUUGAUGAGCCAGUGAAAACACUGGAGUUGGAAUCGGACCGUCUAAGAAGUAGUGGAGUAAGCGCACUGGUAACGGUGGCUUUGGAUGGAGUUCAAAAUGCCCAUGAGCUUCAGAUGGUUGAGUUUGGGCGAGGUUUCGGUUACAAGAAGCCCUUUUUCAUCAGGACGUAUAACAUAGAAGAUGCCAUACGGAAAGACAUACAUACAGUGACAGAGAAGGUGUGCUGUGGUGUGAUGUGUACGUGCACUGGCCAAGAUGGUAUGCGAGGACCACGAGGACCACCAGGACCAAAGGGCAUUCCAGGGUCAAAGGGCCAUGCAGGAUAUCCUGGAGAAGAGGGCGGUCCUGGACAGAGAGGACCUACAGGAACAAAUGGAAUUCAUGGAGGACCAGGUUGCGAUGGCAGAAGAGGUCUGAAGGGUACCAGAGGCUACAAUGGUGAUGUGGGCGACGAUGGAGAACAUGGCCUGGAUGGAGUUCAUGGUGAACAGCCUGUCCCUGGGUUGAUUCCUGUCAUCGAGAUGGUUGCUGAGGUGGUCACUGUUCCCAUGGUUCCUGUGACUGAGAUGGUUCCUAAGGAGGUUCCUGUUCCUAUGGUUCCUGAUUCACAGAUGCUUCCUUUUACUGAGAUGGUUCCUUUUACUGAGAUGGUUCCUGUACCUGAGUUGGUUCCUGCCCCUGAGGUGGUUACUGCCCCUGAGGUGGUUACUGUCCCCAUGGCAGUUUUUGUUCCUGAUGCCACAGAGGCAGUAUCUGCCUUUGGGUCUCCAGUUCCUGAGCCCAAGCCCAUUGCCACGCCUGCUGCCAAGUCGGCUGUUGCCACACCUGCUGGCCGGAGGGGUUCCGGCUUCACCACAGACCUCCUGACCGGUCCUCAGGGGGGUUUCGUCUUCACCAUCGGUGCCGUCUCGUUCCAUCCUCAAGAGUGUCCACCUGCCUGUCCUGUCUCUGGACUGUCCUCCCGAGGGCCCCCGCCUAUCCGCCUCUGGGGACAUAGGGGGCCCAUAGGUCAGCCAGGACCAAUUGGUAACCCUGGUUCUCCUGGACUUCAGGAACUACAGGUCCCCAAGGAUCCAGAGGAGGUCCAGGACAGAAGGGAAAGAAGGGUCAACAAGGAGACUCUGGAGUUAAAGGACCCAUUGGAUCAGUGGGCCCUAGAGGACCCCCGGGACGGGAUGGUAGUCGUGGCGACGGACCUCCUGGACCAAAAGGACCAAAGGGCAAUGCUGGCAACAGUGGUCCCCAAGGUGACCCCGGAACUCCAGGACUAUCUGGGCACAGGUAUGGGUCACAAGGACUGCCCAGCCUACCCCACUGAGCUGGUAAUAGCCCUCGACAUGUCCGAGGACGUGACCGCUGAGGUGUUUGAAAGGAUGCGUGCCACUGUCCAUCAUUUACUGGAGGACAUCUCCAUUGCUGAGAGCAACUGCCCCAGGGGCGCACGGGUGGCAGUUGUCUCCUUCAGCUCCAGUGUCAAGUACCUGAUUCGGUUCUCAGACUACCAACGUAAGAAGCAUCUCCUCACCGAGGUGAACAACAUUGCCCUCGAACGCACGUCCAGCCGCCGCAACAUUGGGGCGGCCAUGCGCUUCGUGGCCAGACAUGUCUUUAAACGCACGAGAAAGGGCCUGCUGAUGCGGAAGGUGGCAGUCUUCAUCACCAACGGGGCCUCUCAGGAUGUCGACGCAAUUAACACCGCUGUCCUGGAGAUUAAAGCCCACGACAUUCACCCUGCUGUCAUCUCCUUCAAGAAUGUCCCUAAUGUCUUAAAGGCUUUAGAGGCUGAUGAAACCCACAGCUUUGUAGUGAAACUGGUGGAGAGUGAUCAAGAACUGAAACCGCAGUUGAGUCAGGUGCAAAAAUGUAUAAUAUGCUAUGAUCCUUGUAAAAAAGAAUCCAGCUGUUCCAAUGUGAACAAAGCUCCAGCUCCUAUCCAAGACGACCUGGAUCUGGCUGUGUUGGUGGACGGGUCACGCAAUGUACGAGCAGACCAGUAUGAGGGCAUGAAGGAGCUGCUGGGUUCAGUGAUAGAGCAGAUAGCUGUGAGCAGUCAGCCAUCCAGGUCUGAUAAGCAGGCCAGGGUUGCCCUGUAUCAGCAGGUCCCCAGCUCAUAUGCACCCACGGCAGGACAGGUUCCUGUCCAACAGGAGUUUGACUUCAUGAGGUAUAAGGACAGCGGUUUAAUGAAAAACCACAUUUUCCAGAGUAUGCAGCAGCUUGGUGGGUCCUCUGGGUUGGGAUAUGCCCUGGAGUGGGUCAUCACAAGAAGCCUCCUGACAGCCACAAAGUCACGGAAGAACAAAAUGGUGCUGGCCAUUGUUGGUGGGGAAACGAGCUACUGGGAUAGAGCCCAGCUUGAUUUUGCUGCCAAAUUAGCAAGAUGUCAGGGUGUGGUGUUGUUCACUCUGACUGUUGGGGACAGCUUCAACAGCACUCAAGUGGAGGAACUUGCCAGCCUACCCUUGGAUCAACAUGUGGUCCACCUGGGAGAAGUGAAACGAGGAGAGCAGGAGUACGCCAAGCGCUUCUUGCGAGCCUUCCUGAGCUUCCUUAAGAGGGGAGUGAACACGUACCCUUCCCCAACCAUGAAGCGGAUGUGUCGGGAUUUCCAGGGACAAAUAGAUCAAGGGCAAGGCAGUGCUCUUGAAGCUGCAGAACGCCCUCUUGAAAGUGUCCCUUGGCCAACUUCCAACUCCAACAUGCCAGUUGUGGAGGAAUCCACGGAGGAGGAGGCGGAAAGAGAGGAGCCUACUGACCUGACCGGCCUCGAUCAGACAGGGAACACCCAAACAGGAGAUGGAGCUCAGCAGAGCAUAGGCCGCGGAGACAACGAUGCUCAGUGUGAACUCAGUAUGGACGCCGGCAGAUUUUGUGAAAAGUAUGAGCAGAAGUGGUAUUAUAAUUCAGAGAUUGGUGCAUGCUCACCCUUCUGGUACGGCGGUUGUGACGGUAACAGCAACCAGUUUAGCACGGAAAAUGAAUGCUUCGAGACAUGCGGUGCAUACAACCUAGAUGUACUCCAACAGAAAGAGGAUCCAACAGUAGUGCAAGACGAGUGCACCCUUAGGCAAGAUGAGGGAAGCUGCAGAGAGUUCACUCUGAAGUGGUAUUACGACACAGUGCAAAAUGAAUGCCUUCGCUUCUGGUACGGCGGGUGCAAUGGCAAUGGAAACCGUUUCGAAACCAAAACAGACUGUGAGGCUCGCUGUGUGAGGGCACGUUGAUGGUAGUAAAUGAACCCCUUUAGGAUUUAAACCAAACAAUGACUUGUAUAAUGGACCUUACCCAAAUACCCUUACAAAUGGUGCUAUUCCAAGUGUGUGUAGUUUUACUGGUCAUUGUUACAGUUGUAGUAAAUAAUUUCUUUGGACCAUGGGAUUUUGGACAGGUUAACAAGCCUAAGUGACAAGUAAAUGUCUUUCCUCACCUCAACUGAAAAAUGGUGGACCUCCAAUCUUUUAAACAAACUCAAAAAGUACGGGAGGCUGUUCAAUUCAAAUCAGCUCUAACCGUGACGGGCAAUGUAAUGAACUCAUGGUAAAAACAUCAACCUAUGAAUGUCAUUUUAUAAGCUGUCAGCAUCUCCACCGUGUCAGUGUAUUUACUUUUUUGUCAGUGUUCUAUGACUGACUGUUAACUGCUGUUUUUCAUGUCAUCUGAAACAUAAAAAGUGCACUUAUGUACUUUUGUAGAGACACAUUCAGAAAUAAUGUAGAGGUAACAAGCAAUUAAACCAAACAGCAAUACAGGUAAUACAGCAAUACAUGUUUGGUUUAUUACAAAGCAAGUCGAAAUGCUUUAAAUAAAUCUGUAGGUUGUACAUAUGGAGUUGUGAAAUUGUGGAAACAUUUCAUCUAGUGAGAUAAUUUGGUGCUGAUUGAAUGUGCUCUUGCUUCUGCUCUGCUGAUCUGAUUGAUUAAAAGAAAACAAUUAAAGAAUCAAAAGGAUGGCAUCACGUCCUAAUUCAUCAUACAGUACGUUUGAAAGGGUCAGAUUUAGGUACGAAAGGACCUCACCGUGAGCAGUGCCAAGAAAAUCACUCUUCCUUCCUUUGUUACUCUAUAACUGCCAGUUUUGAGAAUAAAAGCUUAAAACUC
This is a messenger RNA of Clupea harengus (Atlantic herring), 4662 nucleotides long. RefSeq names its product collagen alpha-6(VI) chain-like. Lineage: Eukaryota; Metazoa; Chordata; Actinopteri; Clupeiformes; Clupeidae. The coding region runs from base 1 to 3789 and encodes 1262 amino acids. The transcript has 24 exons. The record is from RefSeq and is a predicted model, not a curated record. Gene Ontology annotation, molecular function: serine-type endopeptidase inhibitor activity.